AUGGUGGUUCUGUUAGAUGAAAUCCAACCAUUAAUGCCUUCUGUGAAUGCUUACAACAAGCUGAACUUGAGGAUCUUAGGUUCACUGGCAUUUUAUACACCUGGAAUAACAAAAGUUUUGGCUCAGCUUGUUUUAGCUAACAAGUUACAACUGGCUCUCCCUCACAUCAUUGAUCACACCCAAACAACCUUUGUUCAAGGUAGGAAGAUUACUGAUUCAGUUUUACUCACUCAUGAGCUAUUGAGAGGUUAUCAUAGAGACAUUCCCCCUCCAAGAACCCCAAGAUUCAGAUACCAUUGGAGGUGCAAGGAGCUGGGUAUCACCCAUUUCUCAUUUGAAGAUGAUCUUUUCCUCUUUUUCCAUGGUGACAUUACAUCUGUAUCCAUCCUAAAAUCUGCCUUAGAUCACUUCUGCACCAUGUCAGGACUCUCCAUCAACUUGUCCAAAAGCUUAAUAUUCCUCUCAGGGGUAGACCCCUCUACAGAAGCAGCUAUCUUAAACCUACCAGGAAUUAAUACAAGUUCUCUCCCUAUUAGACACUUGGGGGUUCCUCUAAUCUCAACCUAUUUAAGGGCAGCUGAUUGUAGGCCUCUAAUUGAAAGGAUCACGCACACGAUAACUCAUUGGACCUCAAGGUCUUUAUCCUAUGCAGGAAGACUACAAUUGAUUAAAUCUGUACUAGUUUCCACCCAAGUCUAUUGGUCAAGUAUAUUCAUCCUUCCUAAAGUGGUUUUUGAUGAGAUCAAUAGAAUACUCAUGGCAUUCCUUUGGUCUGGCAUUGAAAUGAAGUCCACAAGUGCCAAGAUUGCUUAG
Molecule: messenger RNA, 813 nt
Organism: Cornus florida
Lineage: Eukaryota; Viridiplantae; Streptophyta; Magnoliopsida; Cornales; Cornaceae
Exons: 3
Coding region: 1-813 (270 amino acids)
Source: RefSeq, a predicted model, not a curated record